AUGGCUUUAUUAAAUACCUAUCAGCAGACCAUCGGCGACAAGCUGACUGAAUACCGACCUCUCAGGACACAGAGAUAUGCCACUGUAAAUGUGCUAAUAAUUACAUGGAAGGAUCAUGACCUUGGAAUCGACUUUGACAGGGAAGUUACAGAAGUCAAGGACAUGUUUAGCCAGACUUUCAACUACGCCAUAUGGCCUUUCAAAAUACCAUCUCAAGACCCCGAACUUUCGCUCAAUGUAUGUGUCGCUCAGUUCAUCAAGAACUUUGGAGGGUCAGACGAUCUCCUCAUCGUCUUCUACAGUGGGCAUGGCGGAGGAGAGAGCAAUACACAGGCGAGAAGUCCUUGUAUUUGGGCAGCCAAGAUAUCCGGCGGUCCAACGCUCGAUUGGUCCAACAUUCAGCCCCAACUUUUUCUCUCCCUGGGCGACGUGGCCAUUAUUCUCGACUGUUGCUAUGCUGGGCAAGCUGCGCGACCUCACACCUCUCAUAAAAUCGAGUUCUUGGCUGCCACGGACAAGGAUAACUGGACGCCGACGGGAAUGAAGAAAUGGCCGUCAUUCACCAAGGUUCUCAUGCGAGAGAUGAAUCUUGCAAUGUCUAACGAAGGGCUUGUAACACUUGCCGCCCUCCAGAGUCGUAUGGUAAUAGCCGAAGCUGGUUUGAAGCGACAACCGUUCCUGGUCUCUCUAAGUGGAGAUGCUUCAGAGGGCCCAAUCAAGUUGACAAGACUGACUAAUGGUGACAAGGCCUCAGAGCUUGUCCCUCAAACCGUCUCGCAAUCCAUCAACUCCGUGUAUCUUCGGUUAUGUCUCUUCGAUCCUCUCGAUGGGUCAAUGCUGCCGAGUCUACUUCGGUGGCUUACCCGAGACUCACCAGCAUCCGUCGAAGAUAUACAGCUUAUUGACCGUGUUACCUCGCAGGCACGAGACAUAAGCAAGAUGGGAACAUAUGUCUGUGAAGCGGCGUAUGAACAGGAGAGAACCGAAGCCUUACCAUUCCUCUCCCAAGAUGGGCGGACUGAAGCUCAGAAACUACUCGCUGAGCUCAAGCUUGCUGUUUUUGCCUCAGGAGACGCAUUUUCGGUAAGGCCCGGGACAUCUCAUGCUGCCCUGGAAGGACUUAGGGCAGCUUCUUCCAAGCUGGUAGACUUUCUGGGAGACUCACUUGCGACGAUGGACACAUGCACGCUAAGUAAUUUGGGUGACACCGGCUCUACUGCUCUUGAAGACAUCCGGAGCAAAAUUGCCAUGCGCCUUACUCUGCUUGACGACGAAAAAGUGCUGGGUAAUCCUACUCGCGUGAGCUUUAGCGACACAGCAAGCUUAAACCAGCGGAUAAGACAUGGAACACAGGCCGGCCGUGACGUGUUGGUCGAGUAUAUCUACUACCUCGAUGAAGACCCCGAUGCCUGUGGGCGUAUGUCACAUCAAAUCAAGCGCAUCAUAGCGCUUCUCGCCGAAUCUAAGAGCCCAGCAUUCCGCUGCUUCGAGAUCUCCGGCUUCACUCACGAAACGCUCUUUGGACCUCGCUUUGGACUUGUUCAUCUUAUCGCUGAGAGGUUCAAGGACCGAAGGUGGAUACCUCUUGCAGAGUUAAUUGGACAAGUCAAGUACGUUCCUUUAGAUCGCCGGAUGCGGCUGGCUGAAAUCAUCUGCGAAGCUAUCCUACAUCUACACUCAAUUGGCUGGUAUCACAAGAACAUCAAGAGUGAGAAUAUCAUUCUAUUUGAUCUACCAGAGGGCGAUGGAAGUAAUUCUUCAGCUAGCAAGUGGGACUUUGAGAACCCGUUUCUGGUUGGAUUCGACUGCUCUCGUCCGGCAGAUGCAGAAACAAGAAAUACAGUAGAUUUCGCGACGGAAAACAAUAUCUACAGGCACCCAGAGCGAUGGGGGAGAUCGGCACGAUUCGAAAAACAUCAUGACAUAUAUGCACUGGGCAUCCUCCUACUAGAAAUAGGUUCUUGGCUCAAAAUCCCUACAUUGGAUACGAAGAAGAACAACUUUACGCAUAUCAGUAACCCCGAAAUGCUUCGCAGCUUAUUUCUCAAGGUUGCAUCCUCUAAAGUUGCGCAUGCAGCAGGUACGCGAGAAUAG
Molecule: messenger RNA, 2094 nt
Organism: Fusarium musae
Lineage: Eukaryota; Fungi; Ascomycota; Sordariomycetes; Hypocreales; Nectriaceae
Exons: 4
Coding region: 1-2094 (697 amino acids)
Biological process (GO): protein phosphorylation
Molecular function (GO): protein kinase activity; ATP binding
Source: RefSeq, a predicted model, not a curated record